UUUUUUCGUGUCCGCUGUCUUUUUUACAUUUUUCUUCCUUGUUGAACACUCUGUAUGGAACUAGACGAGUAUUACGAUAUUGACUCCAUAUUAGCAGAGCACACAAAACUUCCUUGCAUCCCACAACACGAUUUCAAAAAAGAAACAAACUUGAGAGGAGACGAUACAGAAGUAAAUCAUGGAUCUCGUGUUGAGCUGCCUUAUUGGAUAGCAAAGCCUCUAGCACAAUACACUUUACCCGGCAACGUCUCCUUAAUAUCAAUUGAGUUACCAAAGAUAUAUGGUACCAAAGUGAGGAAUGUAUUGGACGUCAGUGCCACCAGUGUUGAUUUCAAAAUGCUUUGUCCCUAUUUUUAUUUAUUCGGUAUUAAAUUGUUAGAUUUGGUUGUAGAUGAUUCUUUAGCUGGUGUGUUAGAAAAGGCAUUUCGAUCAAGAUUGAGAGAAAUUAUGGAUUAUUCACAAACAACAGGCUCUGCUACAGGACAAAUAUUUUUACAGAAAUUAGACGAAACAGAAAAAGAAUUAUUUAAAGCAGGACAAGAAAGUGCAGCCAACUUCAGACGAUGGAGAGACAGAGCCAUUCAUCAUAUUAAAGUAGCUGAUCUUGGAGUGCGGUCCAAAGCCCGAAUGGAAAUGAAUUCCUAAGUGGACCUAAUUGAAUAUAUGUAGACCAAGUGAAAAAGAGAAUAAAAGAGCGCGAGAAAGAGCUUUGUUCAUGAAGCAUUUUAUAAGUAAAAACCAUUAUGAAAAUUUUAUUGGCAA
Molecule: messenger RNA, 762 nt
Organism: Gilbertella persicaria
Lineage: Eukaryota; Fungi; Mucoromycota; Mucoromycetes; Mucorales; Choanephoraceae
Exons: 7
Coding region: 55-645 (196 amino acids)
Biological process (GO): mitotic DNA replication initiation
Cellular component (GO): GINS complex
Source: RefSeq, a predicted model, not a curated record